Closterium sp. NIES-67 is the source of this 1575-nucleotide messenger RNA. Lineage: Eukaryota; Viridiplantae; Streptophyta; Zygnematophyceae; Desmidiales; Closteriaceae. The record is from the annotation of a GenBank genome assembly.
UGUGGAAGUUGAUCUCCUUGCUGCCUUAGUUUGUGUUCAAAGCCUCCUACCUAAUCAUUUCACCUUGGAGCCAGAUCCUAUUCCAUCCUCCAGGCGCGAGCUGCAUUAUGGUGCGCAAAAAGAGUGGUGGUCACAGGUCAGACGCUCGUAACCGGACCCGCGAAGACUACCUUAUGCAUCCGCCUGAGUCCUUAGUCGAGCCUCCGUCGCCAUCCCCACCUGAUCACGAGAGCGAUGAGGAUACACGAGCAGAAGUACGGGACGCAGCAACGGUGGGGAAGAUGGAGGAAGACGAGCUCAAGUUCGUCCUAUAUCAGCGUGCUGUGCAGUCCCCUCGCGGCGACAUCAGCUACCUGCUCAAGUUCUUUCUGACCUAUGUGGGCGGCCGCGUGCCUCUGCACCUACACGAGGACUUUUGUGGCACGGCCCUCAUAUGAGCAGUGCAGAGUGGCUGCGAGGUGAUCCCCGUCGCACGGCCCUCGGCCUAGACAUUGACGAGCAGGCCCUCUCCUGGGGCAUCCGGGAAAACUUUGCCUCCCUGCCCGGCUCGGCCCGCGGUCGUGCAUGCAUGCUGCUUGGGGAUGUGCGCGAUCCGCUCACAUCUGCCCGUUUUGCAUGUCCGGAGGUUUUAGACGGGCAGGAAGGUGACGAGCAGUCAGCUGCAGAGGGAGGGGUAGCAGGUGCAGGGAAGGAUGGUGCAGAGGUCAGCUGUAUAAGCACUCAAAGCACUGGCGCUCCCUCUGCUGCUGCUGGCCCUGUCUGGCCGCAACUAGAAAAGCUGCGCCGGCAAAGGGCAGAUCUUAUCUGUGCGUUUAACUUCAGCUCCUGCUGUCUCCUGCACCGGUCGGAGCUGCUAGCCUACUUCAGGAGUGCUCGGGCCAGGCUGGCAGGUGGUGGGACUGGUGGGGAGAGCGUGGCAGACGGCGGGGCUGGCAGUGGUGCUGUUAGAGGAGGGGGGGGAGGAGGUGGAGGAGGAGGGGUGUUUGCAAUGGACCUGUAUGGAGGAACAUCUUCAGAGGGGGCAUUGAAGCUGCACCGGAGAUAUGGCGACAUGGAUUACACAUGGGAGCAGGAGCGUUUCGAUGCGGUUACUCGCACCACCCGCAUAUCCCUUCACUUCCGCGUGCCGCAUGACUGGGUGCCUGCCUCCUCCGCUCCAGACUCCACACGCAGAGGCGGCAGGAAGCGCCAGCAGCCCAAGCGUGUCCUGCGCAGUGCAUUCAGCUACAGCUGGCGCCUGUGGACGAUUCCUGAGGUGCGUGAGUUGAUGCAGGAGGCAGGGUUUGACUCGGUGCAUGUGUGGAUGCGCAAAAUGCCGGAUCUUGCCGAUCGAGAGGACGAGGAGGAGGAGGUGGAGAUGGAUGAGCAUGCUGCUUUUGAAGAAGUGGAAACAUUCCUGCAGACAGAUUCAUGGAAUGCCUAUGUGGUUGGGGUUGUUAAACCUCGAAGAGGCAAGAUGAAGGAAGUGCACUCCUAGUAAAUGUACCUGGUUUUUGAAAGAUAAAUGCUUGGCAUAUUUUUCUUAGAUUGAAGUGAUGGAAGCUAUGUUCACGGGCGGUAAAUGCAUUCAAUGGU